Molecule: messenger RNA, 978 nt
Organism: Emys orbicularis (European pond turtle)
Lineage: Eukaryota; Metazoa; Chordata; Testudines; Emydidae
Exons: 1
Coding region: 1-978 (325 amino acids)
Biological process (GO): phospholipase C-activating G protein-coupled receptor signaling pathway
Cellular component (GO): plasma membrane
Molecular function (GO): G protein-coupled receptor activity
Source: RefSeq, a predicted model, not a curated record
AUGCACCGGAAUCGGGACAUUCCUGUAACCCCCUUGCCAAUUGGCGUUGAGGGGCUCUUGGGUCCCAGCAUAGGGCUGUGCUGUGCUGUUCUCCUGUUGGCCCUAUGGCUCAGCCGCAGCAGAGUGGGGGGGAAGACGGGUUUGCUUCCAACUCAAACAGCUGCGGAAAUGUCUCUUUCAGCAAACAUCAUGACCUUUGUGAUCUUCUGGCGAAGGGACUGCUUGAUCUCCGCCUCCAGCCGCUACCACCUGAUGGCGAUGUCCAACGCCUCCGUCUGGCUGGUGGUCUCCUUCACCGCCGAGCGCUUCGUGGCUAUCAACACCUUCAAGCUGAAGGCAAAGCUGUGCUCCCCGAGACGCACGCUCUACACGAUCGCCUUGGUUCACAUCUGCGGCUACCUAGUGGCUAUCCCGUAUUAUUGGUCCAACAGAUCAGAAAGGGUGAAUGGGACGGGGCGGGCGAUCUGCAAGUUUAAUCCUGACCUUCCCAACUCCUACGUUGAGGGGCUGGUUUGGUUUCAGACCUCACUGGUCAACAUUGUCCCUUAUAUCAUCAUCUUCACCUUGAACAGCCUGACCCUCAGGCAGAUCGUCCUCAGCAACAAAGUGCACUGUGUGAUGGCCGGAGGGCUCCACCGAAUGAACUCUGGGACCCAAUUCAGGUACCAGAAGAAGAAAUCCAUCCUCCUCCUUGUGACUGUCUCGAUGAUGUUCGCUUAUCUGGGCGCCACCAGGUUCGUCACGCAGAUUAUUCUCAGGACCUGCCAUUAUGACAUAGAGAGACAAGAUUACUCCAAGGCCAUUAACAUUGCGGUGGACUUUGGUACUAUGCUGGAACUGACCAACUCAGCUGUGAACAUGUAUCUCUAUGCCUGCACCCAGACUGCCUUCCGCAGGGAGCUAGUCCAUUGCCUCAAGGCUCUCCUCUUUCCCUGCAAAGCACAGAGAAUGCACCCAUCAGCCAUCUUCCAGGUAUAA